CCCACCCUCGUGGGUGCACCAUGAGGAUGGGGUGCCGGGGGGCUCUGAACCCCUCUGCUCUCUUCGUGGGGGGCAGGGCCUGGGGACAGGAGGCCCAGACUGAGCUGCUGGGACAGGGCGCCUGACCCCCUGGGGACCUGACAAGCACGUUCAAGGUGGUGGAGAAGGCCUGGCAACGGGAGUGGAUGGAAGGAGAUGCUUCUGUUUGCCCAACGGCUCAAGGUGCCCUGUCUGAGUCCGUUGGCCAAUCAGCCAACCGCGGCCCCUGCCCCCAGAGCUCAGAGCCGUGCGGAGGAAAGAGCUAUGGGCAGGACAAGCUGGCAUCAAGGCAGGCUGUCAGGACUGGGAGGGUGGGUGGCACGGGGAGCCCGACUCUGUCGCAGAGAAAGAGGUCAGAGCAGACCUCCCGGAGUGAGAGCCAGUGGGAUUGACCCAGAGAGAGGAGUCACCUGCAUGUGGGGUGGGGGUGUCUCCUUCUGCUAAACGGGGGCCAAGGUGACCGUGGACCUCUGGCCCCUGCAUCACCCCCCCCCCCGUAUGCCCUCCCCCAGCCUCUGGUCUCUGGUCACCGCCCAGGAGUCGCAAAGCCCCUCUCGAGACUCCUCCAAGGCAGUGUGAAGCGUGGGAGCAGGGCGGGGUGGGGGUCGGGGUGAGCCCCUCUUCGGAGGGGUGCUGGGGCCCCGGCGCGCUGCCCACCAGGCUUCCCGUGGGUGGCGGGUGUGACUUCUCUUCUCUCCGAGCAGCCAGCUCCGUUCCCCCAGCCCCGAGUGGCAGCUCCUCGGGCCGGAAACAAUGUGCUUUCUCCACGCCUGGGAGUGGAAGUCAGCAGUUUGGCACCGUCUGGCUGGCAGCCUCCACCGGCUUCCUUUGGCACUUUAUUGGCAAAGGCGGUGACAUUUCUUUCAGUUGGGUGGGUGGAGCUGUUAUGCAGACUCCCGCUCUCCUCAUUCGCCAGAUGAAUAUUCAUGACUCAGGCAAUCUGUACCAGCCAGACUUUCCUGAGGGCGGCAGCUUUUCUUCUCUUCCUCUCUCUCUUUUUCUUUCUCCUCUCCUUCCCAGCUCUUUGGAAAGCUGGAGUACAGCUAUAUUUAAUUUACAAAUACGGAGCUAUUUAGCUUGCCUUUUGGGGUGCAAGCCCUGGGGAGGAGAUGCUAGUGGGGGGGUGAGGAGAAAGGUGGUGGAAGCACUGGGUCCCUGACCUCGGGCUUCUAGGUCCCCGGGGCCCAGAUCAUGGGAAGCCUUAUGGGCCUGGGAAGCUCCCUUUGAGCUUGGCAUCUUGGUGCCCACAUCCCUGAAGAUGCAGCAGCUUGUGGCACCUCGGUCCACACCGGCCGCUGAGGUCGACGUGGAAGUCGGAGGAAGCGUGCUGCUUUCCCGCUCAAUGCAUGGCAGGCCCCAACGAGGUAUCAUGGGUCCCCCGACCCCCCUACCAUGCUCUCCUGCUUGCUCAGCUCCACCCAGACCCCCUCCCAGCCCCAGACAAAAACCCAGAAGGCACCGGGCAUUUACUAGUCCUUGCUUUUCGGAGAACCAGUCCCUGCUUGGGGUCCAGUUCCCUGCGGACACACCUGCUCCCUUUCUAGGAAGGAUGGCUACCUAGCUCCUUUUGUCUCCUCCCACGGAGGCACCAGAAACUCUGGCAAAGGGCUCAGGAUUUCCAGAAUUUGCCAGGGAAUUUGGUCCUUAGCGAGGAUGUUCUCGUGUAUGUCGUGUGUGUGUGUGUGUGUGUGUGUGUAUGUAAAUAUUUACACACAGCUUAAGUGAGUCUGUAUGCCUACAUCUAUGUUCAAGUGUUUGAGUGUGUGUCUGUAUGUGUAAGGGCGUGAAUGUGUAUGUGGCGGGAAGUCUGGGAAUGUCUGCAUGUGCGAAUGUGCCUCUCCCGUUAGAGUUGUGCGUGUAUCUCUGUGGGUCUGGGGCGUUGUCUGUAGGGGUGCUCCUGGGGGGCAGAGACUUGCGUGCGUGGUGUGUGUGUGUGUGUACGUGCAAGUGAAUUGUCGAUGUGUGUACAAGUGUACGUGUGCAUGUGAGCAUCUGGGAGAGCGUGCGUGUGCAUGCACGUGUGUGUGUGUGUGUGUGUGUGUGUGUGUUGGAGAGAGAGUGUCAUUCCCCCUGACCUCCGUUCCCUCCCGAACCUCAUCCUCUCUAGCGAGGUGGAGGGAGACGUCCCCCCGCCCCUUGCAAGUGUUACAGAUUCUAUCCAAGGACGGGAACAGAAGGCUUCCCAGCACAGAGCGUCCUGAAAUUACUUUAUAUUCCCCCCUCCUUGUUUCAUCUAAUCAAAAUAGCAGCGUUAGGCUCACCCAUUCCCUCUGCCCACCGCGUAGCCCCAGGGCGGGAGCGAGGCGGGCCAUCCUGUCUGACCUCCUCUGAGAGCACCUUGCAGCCCCAAGCCAAGGAGCUGUCUUCCAAAUCUCCUCGUUCCACGGCCCAUGCUUCAGUGGCAAGAGCCAGCUGCCUCCCUGCCUGCCAGCAACCGCCAAGCGCUUCCAGAACCCACAUCCAGGCUCAGCCUCAUUUACAAAUAUGCAAAUUUGCAUCUUUUCUGGCACAUCGCCUGUGUUCUCCCGAAGCAUCCAGUCGCCCCGUCCGCCCCCCGAAUUAGAUGAAUCAGAGGUGGUGACGGCAUGGCAGCGAGUCUCCUCCCGGCUGCCAGCUCUGGCCAGUUUUGAACGUCGGCCUGCAGCGGCGCAUCGAGAGGGAUUUCCAAGCCAAGUCUGGAUUCCCCAGAAGAGACUGUGAUCGAUUACUGAUGUCUGCUGUGGGCAAGCCAUGGGAGCCUGGCCGCUCCCCAGGUGCAGCCUUACCGACCGGGCCCCUGGGUUCUCGUCCUGGCUGCUCCCUGGAGGAAUCGACUUCCCCUUUUGAACUUGCCACCCGGUCGGGAUGACACAGGUGCCAUCUGACCCGGGUCAUCAUAGGGAAGAGGCGAGAGAAGGUGAGGCGAAACCUGCCCUUUGUCCGGGGGGUGAUAGGUACACUUAGGUGACACAGUUGGUGGGACAGGUACGUUGCCCCGUUUCGGGGGUGGGGAGCAGGGGUGGAUGACUUGUAGUAGAGGCAUCGGCCUCGCCAGGCAGGCCUGCACGGCGGCCGGGUUGCUCUUCUCUCUGCCCCUGCAGCAUCUUGGCUCCCUCCCGCCACCCCCGCGUCGAUGCCCCAAGCACGCUGCAACAAGCCCCGCUGGCCUGGCUCCACGGCUGGGUGUGAAAUUUGGCUGAGUCGGCACCUGGGAGAAUUGGGGCAAUUGCCAUCCUGGAGCCCGGGGCCUGGCCCGGGGCCAAAGGGCAGACUAGAGGUGGUGGGAGGGAGGGCCCGAGUGCCAGGGAGCCAAGCAGGGCUGGGCGGCUGGCAGGGGUGUGUCAGGAGAGCACCUGGCUUGAAGCUGGCCGGCCUGAGGGUGCUGAGAGCCCCAGGCCUGAGCUCGGAACAGCGCCCAGCUGUGUACGUGUGCCUGGCCAUUGGCCGUGCCCGAGCACGUCCUCGAGUGUGCCCUUGUGCGUGUGCAUUCGCCUCCUCUGGGAACGUGUGUUCUGGUAAAUGUGCGGCUGUGCAUCAAUAUCGGUAUAAGAACAGGCAUGUCUGUGUAGUCGUGCACACCUGUCCGUGUGUGCAUAGCUGGGUGUGUGCCUGCACAUCUGCGUGGGGGUGAACUCGGGUGCACACAUCUGUCAGUAUCCAGGUACGUGUGUCUAGGCAUUUCUUUUUUUUUUUUUUAAGAUUUUAUUUAUUCAUGAGAGACACACAGAGAGGCAGAGACACAGGCAGAGGGAGAAGCAGGCUUUUGUGGGACUCGAUCCUGGGACCCCGAGAUCAUGUCCUGAGCCAAAGCCAGAUGCUCACCUACCGAGCCACCCAGGUGCCCCGCGUGUGUCUAGGCAUUUCUGCCUGUAUGCACAGGUGUCCUUUCAAUCUCUGUCCCGGCGUGUGCCUCCUGGUGCGUCCACACGGGUGCAUGCCUGCCCACCUCUGUCGGUAUCCAUGGACGUGGCUCCACGCCCUUCUGUUGGCACUGAGGCGCGCAUCACUGUCAGCACGUCUGUCCUCUCCAGGGCCUCUGUCUGGGUGUCCCUGGAUGUCGUAUCUGUUAAGUCUGCCCCGUACGUGCAUUAGCGAGUGCUUCUGGGGCUGUGCCCAUCGCCUGGUGCAUUUCUGGGGGUGCACCUCUACCUGCGAGGGUGUUGGGAUCUACCUCCGCCUGCAGGCGUGGCUGCAUCAAGAGCCGGCCCAGGCUGCGGUGGCGGUGACAGAUGAGCCUCGGAAGCCCGCUUCAGCCUCUGGAGGGGGGCUCCCUACGUUCCUCUCCCACGUGGACUCGGCCCCAGAGCCCCAGAGGCUCCCGGCUUUCUUAACGCGAGCUGUUGCCUCGCCCGCUGCACGUGAGUCCUCACCCCAGCGGCAGCGAGAACCCGGGUCGCCUCCUCCUUCCCCUCGUGGCGCCCCUCCCAGCCCUCCUACCUGCUGGCGGGUAGCCUUUCCACCUGCUGGGACAGCUGUCGGCUUGGACUUCAGGGCACGUGUGCCCCUGCUCAGCGGUCUGUGUCUCGACGGUCCCUCUGCCAUCUCUGGAACGUUCCUGGGAUUUGACUGGGGGCUACUCCGCUCUUGCCCUGGCGAGACCGCCCUGCCCAGGUCCCUGGCUCAGUCCCGGGCCACUUCACUGGGAUGUGGAUCCCUGCACGGGCCGGCGGCUGUGCAGGGACGGGGUUCGGGGUCGGGGGGGGACGAAGGACCUGCUUCCCAGGUGCGCUGUGCGGAAAGCGUGCCAGGGCCGGAAGCGGCGCCAGACCUCCUCACGGCUCCCUUCGCCAUCCCCUUCAGAUGUCUGCGGGAUGUGGGCAAGGAGAUGCGGAAGGGGAUCCGGGAGACCGAAGAGAGGAGGACCCCAGAGUGGAGCUCCCAGGUGAUGCCAAUGCAGCACCCUCGAACCAUCGGCUUUGCUGUCGUGUGUGAGGGAGGCAGACAGAAGGAGAGCGAGUGGGAGGCUCUGCACUUUCCGCCCCUCUUUGGGCCGCAGCUGGGCCGAGGCCGCGGAGUAACCCGAGGGCUGGGGGAGGAGAUAGCGAUCGGCGGGAAUACCAGAGGUGCCUGCAAGCCGGCCAGGUCCUUCCCACACACGCGCAUCGCCCCACUCGGGCUACGGCCGCACCCGCUCCCCAUCGACCUGCACGUGUGCCCACCAGCUCUACGCACACCCCACACCCACACCCUCACCCACACUCAGGGAGGCCGGGUGUCUGGGCCCAGAGUCCCAACCCGGGCAGGGCCCACCGCGUCCGUCCGGUGCCCAAGGCCCCCGCCGGGCUUCCCACAGUGCGUCCUGGUGGCUGCCCUCCUCCGGCCUUGA
Messenger RNA from Canis lupus familiaris (dog), 5344 nucleotides. RefSeq names its product nascent polypeptide-associated complex subunit alpha, muscle-specific form-like. The record is from RefSeq and is a predicted model, not a curated record. The transcript has 10 exons. The coding region runs from base 3731 to 5344 and encodes 537 amino acids. NCBI's taxonomy places the organism in Eukaryota, Metazoa, Chordata, Mammalia, Carnivora, Canidae.